AUGAAUAUUUAUAUUUUAUUUAUUCUUUUUUGGGAUCUUUGUUCUUUCAUUCUUUGUAAUAAACCAUGUUCACGUGAAGGCAGUCGAAUUGUUCGUGAUUAUUUUACACGAGCACUCGGUCCAAUUUAUGAAAAAAAUCAUGUAGCAAUUCCACUUGAAUGUGUUUUUUCACCAGUGCGUGAUAUUUUUUAUCGACAAGAAUUAAAUAAAAUGAAAUUAUCAAAAGAUAAAUGGUUAUGUAAAUACUGUAAUAAAACAUUCUAUUCCGAAUAUUAUCUUGAUAUGCAUUUUGUUAAUCGACAUAAUGAUACAUUAUUAAAAAGUGAACAAUCAAUAUGUCUAUCGGAUUAUUGUUCGAUUUUUCGAUGUGAUGUUUUAAAACGACGAAAAAAAUCUUUCAAAUUUUUAAAUCCAUUAACACGUAAUUCUCGAGGAACAAAACGAAAACCAAGAAAAAUUAUUAAUCAACAACAACUUACGGUUUUACGAACUCAUUGUACUUCACUUAUUAAUCAAUGUAUUCCAGAAAAUGUUAAUUAUGAUACACGAGUUAAAUUACAACAUCAAAUGCAUGCUGAAGUUUGUGCUUAUUUAACAGCCAAUAAAUAUUUUGAUUUACCAACAUAUCGUAAACCUCUAGUCAAUUUUACAGUUGUUUUUUGUUUGGUUAUUUUUAUUGGCAUGUGUCUUGUUGGUAUUGGUGUUGUGACACAUGCUGAUUGGAAAUUGGAUGAAAAUGAUGAAUAUCAAUCAGAAAAACAUCUAUCUAAUGAAUCAAUAUCUGCAGCAACUGCUUUAUUAUCAACAACACCAACAAAUGGUAUUAUUCAUUCAUCAAAAAAUACACCAUUAUCUAUUCGUCAACGAGUACAAUUUAAACCAUGUGAAGGUGAAUGUCAACAUUCGCAUUCACAUUCACAUUCACAUCAUCAUCAUAAUCAUGAGCAUAUUUAA
Molecule: messenger RNA, 954 nt
Organism: Rotaria sordida
Lineage: Eukaryota; Metazoa; Rotifera; Eurotatoria; Philodinida; Philodinidae
Source: the annotation of a GenBank genome assembly